Glycine soja is the source of this 1796-nucleotide messenger RNA. Its product is annotated as cytochrome P450 82A4-like. Gene Ontology annotation, biological process: defense response to other organism. Lineage: Eukaryota; Viridiplantae; Streptophyta; Magnoliopsida; Fabales; Fabaceae. The coding region runs from base 44 to 1630 and encodes 528 amino acids. The transcript has 2 exons. The record is from RefSeq and is a predicted model, not a curated record. Gene Ontology annotation, molecular function: oxidoreductase activity, acting on paired donors, with incorporation or reduction of molecular oxygen; monooxygenase activity; heme binding.
AUAUCUCUUCAGGCCUUACAAUUCACAAACUUAAUUAAAUCGGAUGGAUUUUAUUCUCAAUUACCUAAAUGUCACUGCCAUUGGAUUUGUUUCUCUAAUCCUCUUCUGUUUGUUUCUGUAUAAUCCCCUCAAACUUGCCCAACGUAAAAAAGAGGCUCCUACAGUUUCAGGUGCAUGGCCAAUACUUGGUCACCUCUUACUAUUGAGUAGUUCAAAGGCACCCCAUAGAGUUUUGGGUGCUUUGGCUGACAAGUAUGGACCCAUAUUCACCAUCAAGCUUGGUGCCAAAAAGGCUUUGGUUAUCAGCAACUGGGAAAUAGCUAAGGAAUGCUUCACCACAAACGACAUCGUCGUUUCGUCUCGCCCCAGGCUUGUUGCUGCUGAAAAUAUGGGCUACAACCAUGCCAUCUUAGGGUUUUCACCCUAUGGUCCUUAUUGGCGCGAGCUAAGAAAGAUUACAACGUUAGAGAUCCUUACAUCUCGCAGAGUGGAGCAACUACAGCAUGUUCGUGUCUCCGAAGUUCAAAGUUCGAUCAAAGAACUCUUUGAUGUUUGGCGUAGCAAAAAGAAUGAGUCGGGCUACGCGUUGGUGGAUCUGAAGCAAUGGUUUUCUCGCUUGACAUUCAACAUGGUUCUUCGAAUGGUCGUUGGGAAGCGAUAUUUUGGUGCUACAACUGUUGAUGAUGAUGAUGUUGAGAAGGCACAAAGAUGUGUAAAUGCUAUCAAGGAUUUCAUGCGUUUGUUUGGGGUAUUCCCUGUGGCAGAUGCUAUUCCUUAUUUGAGAUGCUUUGAUUUUGGUGGCCAUGAGAAGGCCAUGAAAGAAACUGCCAAGGAUUUGGAUAGUAUCAUAAGUGAGUGGUUAGAGGAGCACAGACAAAACAGGGCUUUGGAUGAAAACGUUGAUCGAGUUCAAGACUUCAUGGACGUGAUGAUUUCCUUGCUUGAUGGAAAAACAAUUGAUGGGAUCGAUGCCGACACCAUGAUCAAAUCCACAGUACUGACAGUAAUUGUAGGAGGAGCUGACACAACCAGUACCUCUCUUACAUGGGCAAUGUGUUUGAUUUUAAAAAACCCAUAUGUGUUGGAAAAAGUUAAAGCAGAAUUUGACAUCCAAGUUGGGAAAGAGAAUUGCAUAAGCGAGUCUGAUAUAAGUAAGUUAACAUACCUUCAAGCCAUGGUCAAAGAAACUUUAAGAUUGUACCCUCCAGGUCCUCUCUCGGGACCUCGUGAAUUCACUGAGAAUUGCACUUUAAGUGGCUACAAUAUCGAAAAGGGAACUCGCCUAAUUACAAAUCUUUGGAAGAUUCACACAGAUCUUAAUGUUUGGUCAGAUCCAUUAGAGUUCAAACCAGAAAGGUUUCUUACCACUCACAAAGACAUUGACAUUAGGGGUCAUCAUUUUGAGCUACUACCAUUUGGAAGUGGUAGAAGAAUUUGUCCUGGAAUAUCCUUUGGCCUUCGAAUGCUUCAUUUCCCUCUUGCUAGUUUUUUGCAUUCCUUUGAAAUAUUAAAUCCGUCUACUGAACCUCUUGAUAUGACUGAAAGCUUUGGAUUAGUCAACGCUAAAGCCACUCCACUUGAGAUUUUUAUUAAACCACGUUUAUCUCCAAGUUGUUAUGAAAGCAAGUGAUCCUUUGGUAGCUAUGUGAUCUUGGUGGAUUGUCGAAUAUUAAAGUAUAUGUGAUCCAUUUUGGUUAAAUUAGAUUUGUCUCAAACUAUUUUGAAGCUAUGUAUAUGUAUUGUCUCUUUCAACUUAACUAUCAUAUGGAAUAAAUUAUUGAAAUAGUUAACUACUA